UGUAUGAGUUGUCAGGAAGAAGAAACAAUAGAGGCUUUUAGGCCGGAGUUGAGAAUACCAGCCAUGGGCGAUGAAUGAUGCCGCCGUGCGAGCGAAGUGUCCGCAGGUGACUCACCUGCGCGAACCGGCUCCGUGCUCGCGCUUUAAGGAGUCAUGCAAAAUAAACUCGUCGCGUCCAGAGCAGUGCGUGAAGAAGCAGGAUACGUAUCCGGAAUGGAAGAGUAGCUGAUACAUACACCUGAUCCGUGUAUGCCAUGGGGAACUGCUGGGCUCAAUGUUUUGGGCUCUUUAGAAGGGAAGCAAACAGGAUACAAAGAGGAGGAGGGUCAAAGUACUUCAGAAGCAGCACAGCUGGUGAACACUAUACCAUUGAGUUUGAGAAUCUUGUGGAGAGCGAUGAGGGUGAGAGCUCACAAAGCUGCCCCAGACCCAUCAGCGAAGAGGAGAUCGUUCACUUGAAGGAGCAUCGCUACACUGCCAUCUCAGACAAACAGACGCUGAUUGACCAAAAGCUGAAUGCAGAGUUAGUGGCAGAAGAGGAGAAGUUAAGGCUAGAAGAGGAGGCUGUUUUUGCAGCCCAGCGCGAGGCAGCGCGGCUCGCUAAGGAACGAAAGCUAAAGGAGGGGAAGCCGCAGCAGUCGCAGAGGAUCAAAACCAGAUCAGAAGCAGAGAGCAAAGACCCUCGGCACAAAAUCAAAGCUUCUGAUGCAGAGUUCGAGGUGUACCUGCAGAGUGUGAAGGCUCAAUCUGAAGCGUUUCGCAGUAACAGGCUCAGCUCUGAGACAAAUGUGGUGACCCCGAACACAGAGAGCAGCUGGGACUUCACCAGUAAGACUGACGCCACCUCACUGGACUUGGAGUGGGAGGAUGAGGAGGGAAUGAACAGGAUGGGUCCUGCAUGGGAGCGUUCCAAAACAGAGGAGGACAUUUUACGAGCUGCGCUUCGUCCCGGUGGGAAACAGCUGGACAGUGGCCCCACCUCCACCUCUGAAGACUCCAACGCUCUGGAGUGGGAGAAUGACUUUGUCAGCGCACAUCCCGAGGACAGCGGCGAUCAUGGCGACGAGGACUUUGAGGGAUUUGUUAAUCCAGUACUGGACACGCCCACUGAGGAGGCGGGGCAAAAGGCCAGCUCUGACCAACAGGAGAGAUAGUCUACAGCAAGAGACAGUGAGACUACAUUAACUUCAAAUGUCUCAUUCAAAUUCAGUGUGAAAUGACUGCAGAUGGUCCAUUUAACUCUAAUGUGUAAAACUAAAUUCAGAAUUCUCAGUGCAAGUGAAAAUACAAGGAACAGAAAUGCUUCAUAUGAUUUCUACUUUGUGGGUGAAUAUCAUGAAAAUCCGGUCAUGAUCUGUCCCAAAAAAAUUAUAUAUUUAAAUUAAAUUAAUUUUUUAUUAUUAUUAUUAUUAUUAUUAUUAUUAUUAUAGAGAAGUCUCUUCUGUUCACCAAGCAUGCAUUUAUGUGAUCCAAAGUACGGCAAAAAUAUUAAAAUUUAGAAAUAUUUUUACUAUUUAAAAUAACUUUAAUAAUUUAAAAUGUAAUUUAUUCCUGUGAUUUCAAAGCAGAAUUUUACAGCAUCAUUACUCCAGUCACAUGAUCCUUCAGAAAUCAUUCUAAAAUUCUGAUUUGCUGCUAAAAAACCUUUAUUAUUAUUAUGAUCUGAAAUUAGAAAUCUUCUGUUACGUUAUAAAUGUCAUCUAUAAAUAUAUAAAAUAUCAUCACUUUUGAUCAAUUUAAUGCAUCCAUGCUAAAAAUCCAAAUAUUCAGCAUUUAUCUGAAAUAAGUAACAUUAUGUAUGUUUUAUGUAACUUUUUGAUAAUAGUAAUAAAAAAUGUUUUUUGAACAACAAAUCAGCAUGUUAGAAUGAUUUUUGUAACUGGAGUAAUGAUGCUAAAAAUACAUUUUAAAUAUUUUAAAAUAGAAAACAGUUAUUUUAAAUAGUCAAAAUAUUUUAUUUUAUUUUUUUUAAUAUUCAAAUAAAUGCAGGCUUGGUGAGCAGAACAGACUUUAAAAAUCUUAUUAUUCAAAAACUUUUGACUGGUAGAUAUAUAUGGAAUGUUUUAAUUUGAGAUUUUUUUGUCAUGCUGUAAUUUCUACUGUAUUGCAAUAAAAAAAACAAUGUUAUACAAGAAUUUCUUACUUAAAUUGGCAAAUCAAUCAAUCAAUACAGUAAAUGAAAGCAUGUUUCUCAUUUAAAGGGGUAGUUGACCCCAGAAUUUUGUCAUUUACUCACACUCAAGUUGUAGCAAAUCUGUAUCGGUUUCUUCUGUUCAAUAGAGAAAAAAAAAUAGACUGAAGACUGUUGGUAACCAGCAAGUGUUUGGCUACCAUUAUUCUUUAAAAUAUCAUAUUUUGUGUUCAGUUCUUACAGGUUUGGAACAACAUGAGGGUGAGUUCAUUUUUGAGUGAACUUUUCCUUUAAAUAUAUAUUAUUUUUGCAUUACAUUACAUUGGGAAAAGAGCUGAGUGGUCACAAAAAAAAAACACUUAAAUGUUAAUGGACCUAACAAAAGGCUUAAUUUUCCUUACGCAAAAUCUAAUUUCAUUCUAAAUAAAAUAUGACCUGGUCAUGUUCUUAAAGAGAUUUCAUGAGAUUCACUCCAUUAGGUCACAGAUUCAUUAAGAUUUGCUUUCCACAGAUUAAUUUGCUCCUGUUUUGACUUCAUAGAUGCAUCUGUAAUUGAUUUAUAUUCAUUUCCUUUUGGUAACUGGGUUAAGUUUUUAAAUGAACUCUGAAAGUGUCUUGCGUUAGUACUUUAUCUGAUUAAAAUGUGUUCAGCCUUAUUUCAGAAGUUUUCAAUGGAGAACUGAAUAAAGUGCAAUUUUAGGAGAUGAGGGAAAUUUCUUAAAAGCAACUGAUGUUUUCCACAACCAUUGUAAGAUUUUCUUUUAUUAUUAUUAUUUAUGGUUAUUGUGAUAAGUCACAUCAGACAGGGACCAUCUUUCAUGUAAUGUGUGACUGUCUGGGAAUGAGACACUUGACAGUUUUAAGAGAAAGACUUCUCUCUAAAAAUGUAUUGCCUCAAGGAAAAAAUGCAUUGGAACACAUUUAAGUGCUUUUAAAUUGGUCACUGUUUAUUUGUCUGUAUGAAUCUGUGGGUCUAAGGGUUUGUGGUGAACACUUCUUGGAAAUGGCUAGUAAAACAGCCUGUAAUUCACACAUUUUUGGACAAAAUGGAUCUUGAAGAGGGAACAUACUUUGUGGUGAAACAUAAGUCUUCAUAUGCUACCUCUGGUUUUGAUAAUCCGGAUGUUAAUGAAAGAACUCAUGUCUUAGUAUGUCUAGAAAAUAUCAGUGAUUUGAUUUGCAUAUCCUCCUAAUUUUUCAGAAACAUGUCCAGUUUGUAUUUCAAAAAGAAAUAUUUAGCAUAAAGAAAAUGAAGCUUUUCAUUUUCAUUUUAUUUCAUUAUUUUUAUUUUAUUUGACACAUUUCGACCACAAAUGAUUAUUACUGUAUUAUUAAAUCAAACAUCUCAUUCUCUUUCCUGUAAUUUGGAAAAAUAUUGUCACGUGCCUUUUUUUCUUUCUUUCUUUUUUUUUUUUUUUUUUUUUGCAUUGCAUUGCAUGGUGACAUUAUUUUUAUAAAAACUAAGCACAUUUUGAUCACUAGUUCUUUAUAUUUUAUUACCAAAACGUCUUAUUUUCUUUCCUAUAAUGUGAUAAAAAAUAAUAAAAAUUGUAAUGUCACUUAUACUAAUGGCACACAAAUAAUCACAAUGGUCUUAAAAUAUGUGUAUAUUUUCUUUAUUAUUAUAUUUUUAUUUAUUUAUUUUUUUUUCCAUUUGGUUUUGGGGAUGUUAGGGGGGUAUUAGCUGAUUUGUUCUGUUAGAAUGAAACAGUGAUCAGUCGAUCAGGAAUUUGUGUCAGUCUCUGGAUGCUCAUAAAAUUGACUGUUUCUUCUGUUUGCCAUAUUGAACACCCUCUUCCUCUGACCCCCAUAUUUCCCUCAGAUUGGUGUCUGAAUUCGACUUAAUGUUUUUAAAUGAAUGCCUAUCUGUAUAUAAUGGAUUGUAAAGACACUAAAGGCCUUUAAGAGUGGAGGCCCAGGUCUGUAAUCUAGUAGUGUUGUCUCGAACAUCAGUGCACAAGCGCUUCUGUACAGCACAAUCAUGUCACGUUAUUUUCUUAUUCUACCAGCACACCUCAAAAAAGACGUUUCAUGUCAUCUGAAUGUAAAGUAUGUGUGAUCAAUGCAGUGUUUGUUUUUGCUUUUUUGUCCUUUGAGGUUGUUGACCACACAGCUUGUCCUGUUUGAAGAGUUUGGGUUAUGCAAAGAUACAUGAAUGUUUGUCCACUGGUUGAAGUUAAACGCCUAUGUGAUUGUAAACAUCGUGUGCAAUGAAGACGUGUGCUUUUGGUAACGUAUCUAAAUUACUGCAGGGUUAGCAGCUUUAACAGACUCCCAAAUGGAAAUUUGAGACUAUUUGCCAUUAUUACCUGGCCUUUUUGUAUUAUAGCAAGCGUGUAUGUUGUGUGAAUGAAAUACUAAAGGAUGUUCUUGAUUUGAGGAAAAUAAAAAUCAUUAAACCAAUGUUGAACAUUCCAAAAAAGAGCCAGGAGUUUUUCCCAAAGCGAUUCCCAACUCUUCAACAGAACAAUUUUAUUUUCUGAGUGUUUGUAAAGCCUGUCAUAGUUCAGAAAAAACUGAAUGUAACUACAGUUUUCAUAAUUUCAAACUACAUUACAUGAGACCUUGGGUUAGAUCUGACUGCUAAUAAACAAAUAACGUCA
Molecule: messenger RNA, 4734 nt
Organism: Labeo rohita (rohu)
Lineage: Eukaryota; Metazoa; Chordata; Actinopteri; Cypriniformes; Cyprinidae
Gene: ap1ar
Product: adaptor related protein complex 1 associated regulatory protein
Exons: 10
Coding region: 255-1154 (299 amino acids)
Biological process (GO): negative regulation of cell motility; negative regulation of substrate adhesion-dependent cell spreading; regulation of Arp2/3 complex-mediated actin nucleation
Molecular function (GO): AP-1 adaptor complex binding
Source: RefSeq, a predicted model, not a curated record